This is a messenger RNA of Lolium rigidum, 1002 nucleotides long. Its product is annotated as zinc finger protein ZAT5-like. Bases 1 to 1002 code for a protein of 333 amino acids. The transcript has a single exon. The record is from RefSeq and is a predicted model, not a curated record. NCBI's taxonomy places the organism in Eukaryota, Viridiplantae, Streptophyta, Magnoliopsida, Poales, Poaceae.
AUGGGUGUGGAGGCCGGCGACGACUACGACCCGGCCGCGGUCGUCGUCUGCAAGGGGAAGCGCAGCAAGCGCCAGCGCGUGCAUGCGGCGCCACCCCCGCCACCGCCGGAUGUGGUGAUCGCCGCAAGCGUCGAGGCCGAGUCGUCGUCGUCCUCCGUGGCCGAUCAGGAUGACGGGUGGCUAUCCACGGGCGUCGAUCAGGAGGCCGCCUCGGGGUGCGUCACCGAGGAGGAGGAGGACAUGGCGCUCUGCCUCAUGCUCCUCGCCCGCGGCGGCCGCGCCGGAUCGUCGUCGUCAUCUACGCUGCUUGCGGUGGCUCCCGACGCCGCUGACUCCACUGCGACGGCAGCCAAGGAGGGCAAGUUCCGGAGUCGGCGCCCGGCGGACGGGGCUGGAGCCGAGGCCGGGGAGUUCGUGUACGAGUGCAAGACUUGCGGCAGGUGCUUCCCGUCCUUCCAGGCGCUCGGCGGCCACCGCACCAGCCACAAGAAGCCCCGCCCCCUCCUCCCGUCAACGCCGCAGCUCACGACUACGGUCACCGCGACGACGACCAAUGAGAAGAAGCGACCACGGCCGACUGCAGCCGAGGUGAAGACGCCAUCGCCGGCAGCGAAUGCAACCGCUGGUCCGAUGGUGCCGGGGAUCCCGGCGACGCCGCCCAAGCACGAACCGGCCGUGAUCACGGCCACCGGUGUCACGAGCGGCGCUUCGAGGCAGCAGCAUGGGAGCAGGGUGCACGAGUGCAGCAUGUGCGGCGCCGAGUUCGCGUCCGGGCAGGCGCUGGGCGGGCACAUGCGCCGGCACCGCCCGCUCCUGCCAGCCUCGUCCUUGUGCGCGGCGGCCAAGGAGGACGACGAGGUGGGAGCGACGGCGGUCAGCACGAAGGAGAAGAGCUUCCUGGAGCUGGAUCUCAACAUGCCCGCGCCCUGCGAUGAUGCCAGCGUCGACACGACGUCGACGGUGUCUUUCACGUCCGCGACGGUGGUGGACUGCCAUUACUAG